ACCAGCAGACUGCAACAAACAAGAUGGACUUGUUUUCUGCCACAACAUGGACUCUACUGGCGCUCCUUAUCACGCUCCUUGUCAUCUAUGGCUACUGGAACUACAAUACUUUUAAAAAACUGGGCAUUCCUGGUCCAAAGCCAGUGUUCUUCUUUGGAAACAUGCUCAACUACAGGAAGGGUUUUAUUCACUUUGACAUGGAAUGCUCCAAGAAAUAUGGCAAAAUUUGGGGCAUUUUUGAUGGCCGAAGUCCUGUUCUAUGCACUAUGGAUACUGCCAUAAUCAAGACAGUGCUCAUCAAAGAGUGUUACUCGGUCUUCACCAACCGCAGAAACUUCCGUUUGAACGGUCCCCUGUAUGACGCCGUCAGCAUCGCUGAGGACGAAGACUGGAAGAGGAUACGAAGCAUCCUCUCGCCCUCCUUCACCUCUGGACGACUAAAAGAGAUGUUUGUGAUCAUGAAGCAUCACUCGGCAAACCUAGUGAGCAGCAUGAAGAAGGCAUCGGACCGCAAUCAAGCUCUGGACCUCAAAGAGUUCUUUGGCCCAUACAGCAUGGAUGUGAUUACCAGUACAGCCUUCAGCGUGGACAUUGACUCCAUCAACAACUCCGCCGACCCGUUUGUCACCAACAUCAAGAAAAUGCUUAAGUUUGACUUGUUCAACGUGCUUUUCCUCAUCAUAGUCUUCUUCCCCGCCCUUGGUCCGAUUUUCGAGAAGAUGGAGUUCUCUUUUUUUCCAGCUGCUGUCUUUGACUUCUUUUACUCCUCGCUGCAGAAGAUCAAAUCCAACCGCGAGAGCAGUGGGAAAGGGGAUCGAGUGGAUUUCCUGCAACUGAUGAUUGAUUCACAGAAGAAUGCCGAACAGGAUAAGAAAAAAGGUCUGAGCGACCACGAGAUCCUCUCCCAAGCGAUGAUUUUCAUCUUUGCUGGCUACGAGACCUCAAGCAGCUCUCUUAGCUUCCUGGCGCACAAUCUGGCCACUAAUCCUCACGUUAUGAAGAAAUUACAAGACGAGGUGGACACCACUUUCCCCAACAAGGCUCCUGUGCAGUACCAGGAGUUGAUGGAUAUGGAGUAUCUUGACAUGGUAAUCAACGAGUCCCUUCGUUUGUACCCCAUCGUGCAGCGCUUGGAGCGGGUGGCUAAGGCCAGUAUUGAGGUCAAUGGCGUGGUCAUUCCCAAAGGCAUGACUGUUGUGGUGCCCACCUGGCCGCUGCACCGCAAUGAUGACCUGUGGCCUGAACCUGAAAAAUUCAAACCAGAGAGGUUCAGUAAGGAAAACAAAGAUUCGAUUGACCCAUACGCAUAUUUGCCGUUUGGAGCGGGCCCUCGAAAUUGCAUUGGAAUGCGCUUCGCAAUGGUUAGCAUGAAGCUGGCCAUUGUAGAAAUCCUGCAGCGGUACAACUUCUGUGUGUGUGACGAGACAGAGAUAAACAUCGAAAUGGACGUGCAGGGCCUGUUGAUGCCCAAGCGACCCAUCAAACUGAAGCUGGAGCCUCGAAGCUGAAGAAGCAGGAAAUAAAAUAUAAUGAAUUACAAAAAAAUGAUCACUGCCCUUGUGCACUACAUUUAGAAUAAAGGACAUACUCACAGGCAGAAAUACAGUGGAAACUCCCAAAUGUGGAAAACUCAGUAACAGUUAUCAAAAAUAUCAUUUAAGGUGGUAAUUUUCAGCUGCAAAAUAAGUGAAAUUGUUUUAAUGGUUAAUUAUCAUAUUUACAUUUCUUUCAUUCGAGGAUAACCAUGAAGGUAUAAAGUAUUAUAGGAGGCACAAAAGCAAAAAUCAAUACUGUACAGUGAACGAAGAUUGAGUCUUUAAAAGUGACUGAGUCUGAGAAGAACGGAACUUUGUGUGCAGUGCAAUACUGUCGCCCAGUGGCUGGAAUGGAGAAGAGUAUUGUGCUCGAUGAACCAGUACAUAAGCAUAUUGUCUACCUUGCGCAGUAUAAUUACAGAGCAUUUUGUAUGAAAUAAAAAAAAUCAUUCAAUUUUGCGGUUUUCCACCAUAUAUACAUUCUAUAUACUUGUGUCGAUCGUCUAAGUUAUUUGUUUCACUAAUAAAUGUGAUUAAGAAGCUUAUAUGUACAUACCUGUCAACCCGAGGCCGUUGGCAAUCUUACAAAUAGUGACGUAUGCCCUUACAAAUUCGUGAGUAAUCUUAUAACGUUUUAUAUGGCGUGCAGUAUGAAACAAAAAUA
Molecule: messenger RNA, 2199 nt
Organism: Corythoichthys intestinalis (scribbled pipefish)
Lineage: Eukaryota; Metazoa; Chordata; Actinopteri; Syngnathiformes; Syngnathidae
Product: cytochrome P450 3A40-like
Exons: 13
Coding region: 24-1508 (494 amino acids)
Molecular function (GO): oxidoreductase activity, acting on paired donors, with incorporation or reduction of molecular oxygen; heme binding; steroid hydroxylase activity
Source: RefSeq, a predicted model, not a curated record